Planococcus citri (citrus mealybug) is the source of this 1657-nucleotide messenger RNA. RefSeq names its product protein roadkill-like. Gene Ontology annotation, cellular component: cytoplasm. The coding region runs from base 313 to 1392 and encodes 359 amino acids. Lineage: Eukaryota; Metazoa; Arthropoda; Insecta; Hemiptera; Pseudococcidae. Gene Ontology annotation, molecular function: ubiquitin protein ligase binding. The transcript has 3 exons. The record is from RefSeq and is a predicted model, not a curated record. Gene Ontology annotation, biological process: proteasome-mediated ubiquitin-dependent protein catabolic process; regulation of proteolysis.
UUGAAGUUAGCCAACAGUCAGCUGAACUACGUAGGAGGAGAAGAGAAGGGAGGAGAUCAUCCCCAUCAACGUGCCGAGCGAUGCCAAUCUGUGUUAUCAGUAAAAUGUGCACGUUUUUUCGUGAACGGAUUCUAUUUUAAGUACGUAAACGAAGUCAUCCAUUCUUAUAACCGGAAAGUUCUGUACUUUGCGAACGCGUCUGUGAAACAAUAUUUCAAGUCAAAGUUGAAGAUCGCAUCAGGUGAGCAAAUACAAACCGAAAAGGAAAAACUUUUCCUAAAAUAUCCAAUUCGAAGAUUUACGUUCUUCAGAAUGGCUGAUAAUCCUGUUCCUGUUCAGGAAAAUAACGUAGUCCAUAACGAAAACUGGUGUUGUACCAAGAUACGUAAAGUAAUAUGCGGAUACACAUGGACGAUUCAAGAUUACAAGUCGGCUUGCAGUGUUAAAGGCACUAUAUUAAAAUCGCCGGUAUUUUCAGCCACCGCCGGUUCGUGUAAAUGGUAUAUAAAAGUGUAUCCCAGAACCGAAGACGGUGAUAUGGAGUUAUAUCUCGAAGCAAUCAAUUCGGACGAAGUUGAGAAGUACGGUGUGGUCUGCGGAGACUUGAAAUUUUCCUUGAUAAAUUCAGAAGGUCAAGAAGCGAAUGUUAAAAAAACCGAUUUCAUGUUAGACGAAGAUGAUACAAACGCUGGUUUCGCAGAAUUCAUCAGCAACGAGUAUUUAUUUUCAGACGCGAACCGGCUCCUACCGCAGGGUAAAUUGACCAUUCAUUGCGAAGUGAUCACAAUCUGUCAAGAUGAUUUAGUCCAUGUAUCUGGUCUGUGUGAUCAGAAAACUCUAUUCGAAAUACACGAAUGUAAUCCUUUGAAAGAAUUCGGCAAAUUGAUGAAUAACGCCGAUUUUAGCGAUAUCACGAUCUGCGUCGACGGUAAAGAAUUCCCAGCGCAUAAGAGCAUCCUAGCUGGACGCAGUCGAGUAUUCGCCGCAAUGCUUCAACACGAGAUGAAAGAAAAUCAACUGAAUCGUAUCGUUAUCGAAGACAUCGACGAGAAUACGUUUCUAGAAGCGUUACGUUUCAUAUACACCGGAAAAGUGCAGAAUAUAGAAACGAUAGCGUUCAAAUUGUUACCAGUAGCUGAUAGAUACGAUCUUCAAGAGCUUAAACUCAUGUGCGAGAAGGUAUUGAGUAGCAAGCUGUGCAAGGAUACGGUUGUGAAAACGUUGAUAUUUUCUGAUACUCACGAUGUGAAGAAUUUAAAAGCUUGGACUAUCGAGUACAUCAAAGUAAACUCCAUUGAUAUACUGAAUUCGAUGGGUUCGGAAGGUUGGGAUGAGCUUGUAUCGAGACCGAAUUUAAUGAAAGAUGUGCUCACAGAGUAUAUGAAGAAAUAGGUUUCUGUUUGUAUUCGAAUCGAGUUUGUGUGUUUUUUAAAUGGUUACAUUUUUUUUUAAUUUUAAAAAUACCUAUUUAUUUUUUAGAAUUUAUUCGUGUUUGUAUACUCGUAAAUAGGUAUCGUCUAUAGUGUAAUAAAUAUAGUGAUUUUUCUUACUCAUUUCGUGAAUAUCUGGUUCGAUAGCGAUACCUAGUUGUUAGUUGAAAAUUGAAAUUCGUUGAUUGUCAAUUGAAAAAUUAAAGUCUGCCAGCUGUCUGUCUGUA